Molecule: messenger RNA, 1848 nt
Organism: Mytilus trossulus (common blue mussel)
Lineage: Eukaryota; Metazoa; Mollusca; Bivalvia; Mytilida; Mytilidae
Exons: 2
Coding region: 505-1590 (361 amino acids)
Source: RefSeq, a predicted model, not a curated record
CGUUUUAUUGCUAAUUUCAACUCGUUAGAAGAUGCAAGAUUUAAGACAUGCGCUGGUUAAUAAGAUUUUGUUAGAUUGUUUUACUUUGUAGAAAAGAUAACCGGCUUUCCAUUGUUUCACAGUGCUAUUGAAGUUAUUGAAUUCAUAGAACGGACAACUCAGUAUAUAAGUACAGUGCACAUAGUGACCUUUCUCGCACUCCUUUGCACAGUGCUUACAACAACAGUAUAUGCUUUUGCUGAUGAAAUCCCGCAUCUAUGGCUUGGUUCAGACAAAGUUCCAGAUUUACAUUCUAUAUUCAACAAUAGUCCAACCCUAUUCCCAUGUAGAUCGUUUGACAACAAGACAGUUUCUUCAAAACCAUACUCGAGAGGAUUCAUUUGCAGUGAUCGACGAUAUAAAUUUAAAGGAAUAUUCGGGAAUACAUCGUAUAAAAAUGACCAGGCAUAUGAGUUAGAUAUUUCUAUCAAAAUUGAAGGUAUAAAGCAGGGAAUACACGACGAUAUGGUAAUUUUUGAAAUUGGUCUAUCAAGAAACAAAGUCCAUGAUUCAUAUUCGUAUGAAAACACAGAAAACACUUGGGUUGUUUAUGGCGUAAACUGUGGUACUGAUCUAUGCCUCCAAUACAACGAUCGGAUAUCGCCAUACAUACAAAGAAUUAAACAUGAUAAAGAAAGUGGUCUCUUGGAAACUCGUUUGGCACUGAGGUUGGAACCAAAAACUAAAAGUCUGCAAGUGUCAUUAAAUUCAUCAACUAUAACAUAUACAUUUACAAAUGUAUCAGCAGCAGAGAGCGAAUUAUGGCCAAUAUUUGGCAUUUAUCGCAAUGACAGUUUUAUUUCUGUGUCCAUUAUUUCGUCAGAUCCUUCGGUUGUCACAUUUGAUGCAUCAACAUUAUUUCCUGGUUUGUUUGUAUCAAAAGAUGCAAAAGUAUUUGCUAAUUGGAAUAAUUCUGUGUCAGGUUAUCAAUUUCAUAAUCCGAUUUCCUCAUAUAUCUUUUCCGAACCUUUGAUUUCGAAGUCGCAAGAGGAGAUGUUCUAUACUGUUGAAAUAAUAAUAAAAGAACACAGAUUUCUUCCGAACAAUACGAUUUUAUUCGAAGUUGGUACUUUAGGCAAAAAAUAUUUUGAAACCGACUUUUUCAUUAAUAUCCUGAUGAGAUAUAAUGUUGAACAAAACACUAUCGGAUAUUUUACUGAGCAUAUAAAUGGAACUUUUGAAUUAUGUAACAGCGAUUCCAUCAAUUUACCUUUCUUCACGAUAAAAGCUAUUGUAAGUUACCAUGGACAAAAAAACUCGUUUAAUAUUUCGCUUUUCUGCAACAAUGGUGGCAUGACAUUUUAUAGCAAAUUUGUUGAGAAAUACCCUACUACUUUCCCACAAUUUUAUCUUAGAAAAACUUGUAUUUUUUGCAGACCAUAUUUAGAAGCUAAAAUAAGAAGAGUAAAUUCCAGCGAAAUUUGCUUUUUGGCAAGCCAACGUAUCGUGCACACGCUUGCUAUACUGCUUGUUUUUGUCGUCUUGAUGUUUGCAUGGAUGCACGCUCAAAUCCAUGAAGAUAGACUAAGAGAUCUGUAUUUGUUUCAAUGAUUUAAACGGUAUAUGAACACUUUAGGCAAAGGAAAAUGAACAAGCUUCCCCGACUGAUAUGGGAAGUAAACGCUGCCAUGCAAGGAUCAUCUAUGAUUUGUACAGUCUUUUCUAAUAUUUGCUUUACAUCACGGUGCGGGGCUAUUAGUUUCAGUCGAUAUACACACAAUCUUGAAAUUAUCACUGAUCACAUAUACAUUCUGAUUGGUUGCUUUAUGAUGCGGGCCGGUUGAAAUACAGCAACAUUUAUGGCUUAAU